Molecule: messenger RNA, 3384 nt
Organism: Suricata suricatta (meerkat)
Lineage: Eukaryota; Metazoa; Chordata; Mammalia; Carnivora; Herpestidae
Gene: RGSL1
Product: regulator of G protein signaling like 1
Exons: 22
Coding region: 1-3297 (1098 amino acids)
Source: RefSeq, a predicted model, not a curated record
AUGAGCAAUGCUGAGAUAAUCAGUUCUACAAACCUUAUACUUCUGCUAGAAGAUGAAAUCUUUGCUGAUUUUUUCAACACAUUUCUUUCUCUCCCAGUCUUUGGUCAGACCCCAUUUUAUGCUGUUGAAAAUUCACAGUGGAGCUUGUGGCCAGAGGUACCUUAUGACUUGAUUGCAAAGUACAAAGGAUUAUUGACCUGGUUGGAAAAAUACCGGUUACCUUUCUUCUGUAAAACCAAUCUGUGUUUCCAUUACAUUCUCUGUCAGGAGCUCAUCAGUUUCAUUAAGUCCCCAGAAGGAGCCAAGAUGUUGAGAUGGAAAAAAGCAGACCAGUGGCUACUCCAGAAGUGCAUUGGUGGAGUCAGAGGGAUGUGGCGCUUCUGUUCCUACCUCAAGGGCAGUACAGGUGAAGAGCUGACGGAUUUCUGGAUUCUUGCUGAGAAGAUCUUGAGCAUAGAUGAGAUGGACCUGGAAAUGAGAGACCACUAUCUGUCCCUCCUCCUUGUGCUGAAGGCUACCCAUUUACAGGAGGGUUCAAGAGUAGUGACUCUCUGCAACAUGAACAUCAAGUCCCUCCUGAACCUCUCCAUCUGGCAUACCAACCAAUCAACCACCAGGAGGGAGAUCUUGAGCCAGAUGCAGAAAGUAGCUCUGUUUAAACUGCAGAGCUAUUGGCUCCCCAACUUUUAUACCCAUGCCAGGACAGUUAUGGCCGAGGUGAAAUCAUGCCAAGGCCUGCUGCAGGACUAUGAGACCCGUCUGUGCAGUAUUUGCUGUAGUCACAUAGGAGAACUCCCUCUAAACAUGAGCGUCAAGAACUGCUACCACCCCCAGAAGCGAUACUCAAGCAAGAAGACCAAGAGGAGGAUGUGGCAGUUGACAGACCAUGGCUUUACUCUGGAAGUAGAUACCAGGCCAGAAACCAACAUUAUGCUCCCCCAGGAGCUGUGUUCUCAGGAGAAGGACACACACAAAUACAAAUAUCCACAAAUGCCCUCCCUGAAAGUGUCUUCUUCAAAGGAGAGAAUAAUCAGUUCCCUGAAAAAGGAUAUUCUCUGUGCCAGGAAAUCCAAGAGCCACCUCCACAUGGAGGGCCUCUUUGAGACAACAUUCUCUACACACCUGAGGACUGUCACCCCCAUCAUCAGUCACUGCCCCCAGAUGACAGUCAAGGAAGUCAUCAAACAAAGCAUCUCCUUAGGGUACACCCACUGGGCCUUAUGUGCUGAUGGCUGUGCAGGGGGUCCCUUCCGGGACUAUCUGAAAAAGCAGAAUUUGAAAGUGGAGGUCCAACUCCUGGAUCUCUGGCAGGACCUGCACCAUUUCCUCAGUGUCCUGAUGAGUAACAGGAAAACUGGGAAUACUGUCUUUCGGCACAUGCUGGGCAACAGAAUAUGUGAACUCUACCUGAAUGAACAGAUUGGCCCAUGCCUACCACUAAACUCCCAAACCAUUGAAGGCCUGAAGGAGAUGCUGCCUUCUGGGGAUGAAAACCCCUGGAUUUCCAGAGCCCAGAGGGAGAUCUGCAAGAUGCUCAGCUCCUGGUAUGAUGAAUUCCUGGAUGAAGAGGACUACUGGUUUCUCACUUUUACAACUCAGACCAAGCUAAUCAGAGGCAGAUGGCAUAAAAAAGGAUCUAUAAGCAGAGAAGAGAAUAUUCUUCUUUAUAAGAGAUGUGAGGAAUCCCUGGAGCUAAGCCAGGGUCUGGCUAACAUGGAGGAAAUGGAUUCUCUGCAGUGGCAAAAGAUAGCUACUGAGGACCUGAGACAAAGAGGGUCUCUCCAUGUAGAACUAAAGUCUCCAGUGUUUCAAGCAGACCCAGAGAAAAUGUCCUUUGCAGAACUCUGCUAUAAGUAUCCAAAGGUAGCCAUACAGAAGAUCAGUGAUGACUAUAAGAUAUAUUGUGAAAAAGCACCUAAAGCAGAUGUUGCCGUGGAAAUUAUCAGAGAACCAAGAAAGGUUUCAUCGGCACCUAGGAAAAUGUCCCAUUACAAAAAGACUGCUGUGAGGAAGCCGUCUUUACGACCCAGAAACUUGACAGAAGUCCUCCUAAAUACAGGCCACUUGGAAUACUUAAAGGAGUUCCUCAAAGAACAACAGGCUGAUAGCCCCUUGAAAUUCCUGAUAGCCAUGCAUAAGCUCAGUAUUGAGACAAAUGAAAAAAUUUACAAGUCUCUGUUUGAAAAUAUAAUCAAGACUUUCUUCCAUGGCAAAGUCCCUGCUGAGGAAAUACUGCAGUGUGAUGCUCCUGUUAUCCAAGAAAUCUCUCGCAUGGGUCAUAUCAGCACAGCUACAUUAUUAAUGGUGCAGAGCUAUGUCAUGAAAUCUCUGGAAGAAAAGUGGUUUAAAGAUUACCAAGAGCUGUUCCCACCUUACCCUCAGGAAAGCCAUAUUGAAGUGCAAACUUAUAAGAAGCCCUCAAAGACAACAACUUACCUACAUGAAUCUAAGAAGAGAGGCUGGCUGAAAAUGAUUAGCCUUAUUAAGAGCUUUUGCAAGUACCGCAGAUUUAUGUCUAAUCCCAGUAAUCGUCAAGAAUUUGAAGAAUAUCUUCACCUGGAAGUACAAAAUACCAGGGAAAAUCUCCCCACAUUACCAAAUGUAUCAGGACGACUUACCACAAAUGCCGCAAACGUUCGGAGUACAGACCUUGAGAAUGGAGAUAUAAUCCUUGUGAAGCGUCGUAUAUUUGGCUACAGGAUUAUCAUCAUCAACUUUGCAAUCAAUGAUUUAUAUUUUUUUUCUGAAAUGGUCAAAUUUAAUGAUUUGGUGAGUUCAGCUCACAUGCUGCAAGUCAACCGGGCAUACAAUGAGAAUGAUGUGAUCCUGAUGAGGUCCAAAAUUAAUAUCAUCCUAAAGCUCUACCUGAAUUCUGAAAUUCCUCCAAAGCUGAGGGUGAACAUCUCUGAAUCCCAGAAGGAUGCUAUCCUUGCUGCCAUUGCAGAGGGCCACCUAGAUCGGAGCAUCUUCCAUGGGAGUAUCAUGUCUCUGUUCCCCAUCAUUAUGUACUUCUGGAAAAGAUUUUGUUCCUGGAAGGCAGCCUGCUCUUACUUCCAGUACAGGGGGAAGAUAGUUAAGGAUAAAAAACCUCCUCCUAAGUCCAUUCACAUGUAUUCUCCUUUGAAUGCAGGAGACAACACCAUUUUAAGAUUCACCUUACUCAGAGGUAUUGAGUGGUUUCAGCCUCAACAGCGGGAAAUAAUAACAAGUUCAGUCCAAAAUUCUUCAUCUAGCAACCUUACCCCAUCAAGACAUGGGCUCUCCACUGUGCAGCUGUGUCCUAUUACAGGAAUAUGAAAAGACGUCUGUCCUUCAUGUUGAGUGUCUUCAGCUGAUCCAGGUGUUGCUGCAGAGAAGGGGGGCAGCUGGUGUACAGGACCUCAG